AAUUGGUUUCAGAGACAAUUUUCAAGGAAAAUGAGUCAGGAUUAUGACACCAUAGAAACGGAGCAUGCCACAGCAGUAGCUGCUGCUGCAUUCGCAAUUAGUUCACAACAAGAGGUCUUAGAAGUCCCACAAGAAAAGAAAAAAAGUGAACCCCCUAAGACCUCAUUCACCGAGACCAAAAGCAAGAUGGAUGGUACAAAAUAUCCAAUUUUCCAGCCUAGUGGUAGUGGUGGAUCCAAGCGAUUCUCAGGUAAAGAUAUAUAUGAACAGAAAACUUGUUUCAUAAUUUAUACCUACUUUUUGAGGGGGGGAAAUGACAAUUUUGGUGAUUUGCAUCUGUAUCACAUGUAGGCUCAUUCAAACACACGAAUGACAAAGAUAACAAUGUGCCAAUAUCCCCAGUAACAGAAGAAAAGAAGCCUGAAAAGACCAUCACCCCCGCACCAUCAAGGAAAAAGACUUUAACUUUUAGGAAAAAGUUAGAGCGCACAGAUGAUGAAGAACCUGAUAUCCCAGCACCGAAAAAGACUCCAUCUUUUGGUGAUAAGCACUUGAUGAAAACUGAUGAUAUAAAACCUGAGACCCCAAAACCAAAAGUUCCUCCAUCUGUUCAUGAUGAUGAUGAACCUCAUAUCCCAGCACCGAAAAAGACUCCACCUUUUGGUGAUAAGCACUUGAUGAACACUGAUGAUAUAAAACCUGAGACCCCAAAACCAAAAGUUCCUCCAUCAGUUCAUGAGUCUGUGUCUUUAACGCCGCGGCCGCCGCCGCCGCCAAUCACGGAAACUUCAACCCCUGCAAGGAUACCAGUUGGAACCCGGGGGCAGAUACCAUCAACACCAAGCAUCAGAGAAACAAAAGCAGAUGCUUGGGAGAGGAACGAGCUAGAAAAGAUCAAAGAGAGGUAUGAAAAGUUGUUAGAGACUAUAGAAUCAUGGGAAAAGAGGAAGAAGAUGAAAGCUAGACGCAAGCUAAAUAAGCGAGAGCUGAGUGAAAGCGAGGGGAAAAGAGUGAAAGCGAGGAAGAAAUAUAUGAAUAAGAUAAAUUAUAUAGAUGAGAUUGCAGGGGGAGCAAGAGCACAAGCAGAUGAAAGACGAAAGAAUGAAGUGCUCAAAGCAAGAGAGAAGGCAAAUAUAAUUAGAACAACAGGGAAGCUUCCAGGGUUAUGCUCUUGCUUCUAACAACACCCAUUAUAUAUAUUUGUAAUUAAUAUCACUGAGUUUGGGCAACAAACAGAAAAUCUGUAAAUAUUCAUUUCAUAGUUCUAUGAUUUCUAUCUAUACUGCUCUCUGUAUUCCUUUGUAGUCUGGUAAUUUUUCGAUUUACACAAAGAAAAUAAGGAAAGAAAUAAACUUUUGGUGUACAUUAGUUACAGUUGCUUCAAGUUUUGGGUUGUGAUACAAUUAGCACACAUUCCAGGAAAGUACAAAAUUAAACACUUUACCCAGAAAACGAAGAUUUAAUCAGUGAACAAGGGGUAUUUUUAUAAUACUUAAUUCAUUUUGAAAUAUUAUUAGUUUUUCUAACAGAUAUUUUUACUU
This is a messenger RNA of Gastrolobium bilobum, 1541 nucleotides long. RefSeq names its product remorin-like. The record is from RefSeq and is a predicted model, not a curated record. The coding region runs from base 555 to 1181 and encodes 208 amino acids. Lineage: Eukaryota; Viridiplantae; Streptophyta; Magnoliopsida; Fabales; Fabaceae. The transcript is spliced from 3 exons.